AUGGAAGAGGUUUGGGAAAGAUCGCUUUCGCCAGAGCGGAUAGCCUAUUUGGCACAGUCGCGUAUUCCAGAGAUCAUUAUUUGCAAUGUGAUGCUUCUGGUGAUCGCGACCGGUGGGUUGCUAGUGAGGCUUUUUGUGAGGUUUCGAUAUCUUACGGGAAUUAAUCUCGAUGAUUUUCUGUGUGUGACUAGUUGGGUUUUUACUGUUGUUCUGUGCAUUACUUGCAUGUGCAUGACCAAAUAUGGAUUCGGCAAACAUAUUGGAACGGUGUCAGACUUCGGCGACCGAGAAAUGUUCCUCAGGCUCGACUUUGUCACAAUGGUCGCCUACGUCCUCGCCCUCGGUGCUAUUAAAAUCUCUUUCUGCCUCCUAUACCUACACAUCUUCCCAGGAAACAAAUUCCGCAUUGCCUGUUUGUGCAUACUUGCCAUUAUAGUGGGCGAGACUAUCGCGGAGACUCUUGUUGUGGUUUUCCAGUGCUGGCCUGUCCAUAAGGCGUGGGAUGCCACGGGCCUGGUGCAAGGCAAGUGCGUUGAUAUGACGGCCCUUUACUACGCCAAUUUCGGGAUUAAAUUGGCCACUGAUCUGGCUCUUUUUGGCAUGCCCAUGCCGAAACUGGUGAGGUUGAAGAUGACGGUGGGAAAGCGGGUGGGCUUGGUGAUGAUGUUUAGUUUGGGUCUUCUUGUCUGCAUGACGAGCAUCAUCCGAGUUUCAUACAUGAACCCCUUUUCUGAAGACCACACCUGGGUCCUAGUCGACACAAUGAACUGGUCCUGCGUGGAAGUCGGCGUGGCCAUCUUCAUCGCAUGCAUCCCCUCCUUCAAAACACUCAUCACCAACCGAUUCCCAUCCCUGAGGCGUCUACUCGGGUUCUCCAGCAAAGGCGACUCACACGGCCCGUCGAGGAUGUACGGCAGUAUGACGACUCGUCGAACGUACAAUGGUCUAUGCACUGGGGAGCAUGACAAGGGCAAUAACGUGGAGCUGAAAACGGCGACAGGGCAUGUGGUGGAUGUGGAAACAGCAAAUCACGCCCGAGAGGAACGCAUCAUGAAUAUAGGGAUCCAGGUCACCACCGACGUUAGUGUCAAUGGGAGGAGUGUCUGA
Molecule: messenger RNA, 1107 nt
Organism: Aspergillus wentii DTO 134E9
Lineage: Eukaryota; Fungi; Ascomycota; Eurotiomycetes; Eurotiales; Aspergillaceae
Exons: 5
Coding region: 1-1107 (368 amino acids)
Source: RefSeq, a predicted model, not a curated record